This is a messenger RNA of Ambispora leptoticha, 2160 nucleotides long. The record is from the annotation of a GenBank genome assembly. NCBI's taxonomy places the organism in Eukaryota, Fungi, Glomeromycota, Glomeromycetes, Archaeosporales, Ambisporaceae.
AUGGAUUAUCCUGGCAAAGUUUCACGUCAGAAUUCAACACCUAAAGAUGAUUUUGGAAAUGCUGCUACGACAUCUCCGAGUCUCUCUCGACCAAAUAGUUUGGCUGGCACCAGCGUGGCAGUCCCUGGACCUUUACCUGCUAAUCAUGUAAGCCUUGAUGCUACUACCCCUGGUCCAAACGGAUUUUCUACUCCGCCGUCUAACACGACCAUGAUGAUUGGAAAAUGCAUGUGUUGUAAUAGCAACUUACGAUUUCCAGUUUCCGUCUCUUGUUUUCGAUGCACAGUCUGUCAAACUAUAAAUGAUCUCAAGCCCACGCAACAAAAGGGCGAUCCAGUGACACCUUUAACUCUGGAUCGACUUCGAGCAAUGAUAAACACUUGUCGGAGCAAUAAUAACGGACGAAACAGCACAAACUAUGAUACAUUAGAACAAACCAUACAAAAAUGCUUCUCCAAUUGGUAUUCUUUAAAUGAGAGCUUUAGUAAUGCAAGUUUCGAGCAUAUCACGAUUAUAUCUACGAUACGAAGGUUUUUAAGUUCCGCUAAUUGUCGUUCUGUUACCCUGGAAGACUGUGGCGUUGCUCUAGAUCAAGUGAGAGAUGCAUAUAGAAUAUUAUUGGAGCUGGAUAUUAAAAAGAAAAGAAGAUAUCAAGUUUUUGAUGAUUAUACUCGAAAAUCCUCUACUAUCCCAACACAAUUUUCCACAAGAGUCUCAAUACCACCACAACAUAGUAAAACACAUUCAACGGUCAUAUUUCGGAGGCGAGUAGAUUUAGUAAAUGCUUUCAUCUCCUUUCGGCUAUCAAAACAGCAAAGAGCACAAGCACCAAAUACAGUUUUGUCUCCUGCUUAUGAAACCGAUUGGAGAAUUAGCUCCGCUGCUAGAGUUAUGGCAUUGUUGUUUGCCGCCAAUAAACAAUCAUACAAAAUUCCAUUGUCAGAAUUCUACAAUACUUUGGUAGAUUAUAUUGAUUUAAUAGCAGAUUUCAACACAUGGGAACAAAGAUCAAGCAAGUUUGCAUUUUGUCAAUAUCCGUUUUUAAUAAGUAUGGGUGGAAAAAUCACUAUAAUGGAAUUCGACGCGAAACGGCAGAUGGAAACGAAAGCGAAGGAAGCAUUCUUUACCAUUCUUUUCCAAAAACGAGUUACGGCACCACAUCUUAUUUUAAGAGUUCGUAGAGAUUUUUUAAUUGAAGACUCUUUGAACCAAAUUGCUGCCAAUGAAAUGGAAUUAAAGAAAUCAUUAAGAAUUGAAUUUGUUGGGGAGGAUGGUGUGGAUGCCGGUGGAUUAAGAAAAGAAUGGUUUUUAUUAUUAGUACGGGAAUUGUUCGAUCCACGCUAUGGGAUGUUCACAUGGGACGAGGACUCGAAUCUUUGCUGGUUUAAUCCAGCUAGUUUCGAGACCAGUGAUCAAUACUACCUUGUAGGUGUUGUCAUAGGCUUGGCUAUAUAUAAUUCUACAAUAUUAGAUGUACAUUUCCCAUUGGCUUGCUAUAAAAAACUAUUUAAUUCCCCGGUUGGAUUGGAAGAUUUAAAAGUUUUUCGUCCAGCCUUUGCACGUGGACUAGAAACACUGCUUACAUUUGAGGGUGAUGUAGAAACAACGUUUUGUCGUGAUUUUGUUGGUGAAUAUGAAGCAUUUGGCGAGUUACAACGGAUCCCAUUAGUGCCCGGUGGUGAAAAUAAACCAGUAACGAAUGCUAAUAGGAAAGAUUAUGUAGAUCGAUAUGUUAAUUUCAUUCUAAAUGAUUCAAUUUCGAAACAAUUUGAACCUUUCAAACGAGGGUUCAACCAUGUUUGUGGUGGCAACGCAUUGUCUCUUUUCCAACCGGAAGAAAUUGAAUUGCUAGUACGCGGCAGUGCGGAGCCCUUGGAGAUAGAACAAUUGCGAGCCGUCACUGUGUAUGAAGGUUUUCGUGAGGACGAAGAGAUUAUUAAAAACUUCUGGUCAAUUUUCAAAUCAAUGGAUCCUAUAAUGCAACGAAAAUUGUUGACAUUCGUGACGGGAACCGAUCGAAUUCCAGCAACCGGAUUAGCGAACCUAGCAUUAAAGAUAUCGUGUUUAGGAGAUGACAGUGAAAGAUACCGAUCUCGACAUAAAUUACAAUCAAAACUACAGAGGGCUAUUGAAGAAAGUGAAGGUUUUGGAUUAAAGUAG